Molecule: messenger RNA, 877 nt
Organism: Temnothorax curvispinosus
Lineage: Eukaryota; Metazoa; Arthropoda; Insecta; Hymenoptera; Formicidae
Gene: Vps29
Product: vacuolar protein sorting-associated protein 29
Exons: 4
Coding region: 131-679 (182 amino acids)
Biological process (GO): retrograde transport, endosome to Golgi; intracellular protein transport
Cellular component (GO): endosome; retromer complex
Source: RefSeq, a predicted model, not a curated record
UUGACGUUUCUGCCCUGCCUCCUGCCUCCUGUGCAAUGUGCAUUAUUUUAUAGAAAUAUAGCAGAUACUGAUAUCGCGAGAUUAUAAGUAUCGAAAUAUAUAUUAGCUUAAGGAUUUAAUUACGAAAAUCAUGCUUGUGUUGGUAUUAGGGGACUUGCAUAUUCCACACAGAUGUAGUAGCCUUCCGAGUAAAUUCAAGAAGCUGCUAGUACCAGGAAGAAUACAGCACAUCUUAUGCACCGGCAAUCUUUGUACAAAAGAGUCCUAUGAUUAUCUCAAAACACUAGCCAGUGAUGUGCAUGUAGUCAGAGGAGAUUUCGAUGAGAAUCUAAAUUAUCCGGAACAGAAAGUAGUUACUGUGGGCCAGUUCAGAAUAGGACUUUCCCAUGGACAUCAAGUAGUGCCAUGGGGUGAUCCAGAAUCUUUAGCCUUGAUACAAAGGCAAUUAGAUGUCGAUAUUCUCAUAUCUGGACACACGCAUAAAUUCGAAGCCUACGAGCAUGAAAAUAAAUUCUACAUCAAUCCUGGAUCAGCUACCGGAGCUUACAAUCCUCUAGAUACAUCAGUUAUACCAUCAUUCGUAUUGAUGGACAUUCAAAGCUCAACAGUGGUUACUUACGUGUACCAGUUAGUCGGAGACGAAGUUAAAGUGGAAAGAAUUGAAUAUAAGAAGAGUUAGAGGAAUCUCCGAUGGAAUCUCCAAAUUACAUCUAUUAUAGAUUAUAUCCUAAAUUCAAUAUGAAUGCAAUUACGCGCAUAAAUAUUCAACAUUUGCCGGAUACUUUUAAUGUGUCUCGGAUUAAUUGAUUAAUUACUUAACGUUUAAGUAUACUUACUGAAUCGCAUAUUUGUUGUAAAUAAAGCAAUAUCAAUAUUA